This is a messenger RNA of Hyaena hyaena (striped hyena), 1103 nucleotides long. RefSeq names its product kallikrein related peptidase 14 (gene KLK14). NCBI's taxonomy places the organism in Eukaryota, Metazoa, Chordata, Mammalia, Carnivora, Hyaenidae. Bases 118 to 873 code for a protein of 251 amino acids. Gene Ontology annotation, molecular function: serine-type endopeptidase activity. The transcript has 5 exons. Gene Ontology annotation, biological process: epidermis morphogenesis; seminal clot liquefaction; proteolysis. The record is from RefSeq and is a predicted model, not a curated record.
ACACAUCCAUGUCCCUGAAGGUCUUGGUCUCUGUGUAAGGCCUUGUCUGUCUCUUGCAGCCUCCUUUCUCUCUCACUCUCUCUUUCAAUUGCCAGAACCUGCCCCCCAGACCCCAGAAUGCUCCUGCUUCUGACAGCACUCCAGGUGGUGGCUCUAGCCAUGGCGCAGAGCCAAGAGAAUGAGGACAAGAUACUUGGUGGUUAUACAUGCAUCCAGAACUCCCAGCCAUGGCAGGCGGCCUUACUGGCAGGUCCCUUUCGUCGUUUCCUCUGUGGAGGGGUCCUGCUGUCAGGCCAAUGGGUCAUCACCGCUGCUCAUUGCUCCCGCCCGAUCCUUCACGUAGCCCUGGGCAAGCACAAUCUGAAGAACUGGGAGGCCACCCAGCAGGUGCUGCGUGUGGUUCGCCAGGUGCCACACCCCCAGUACAACUCCCGGACCCACAACAACGACCUGAUGCUGCUGCGGCUGGAGCGGCCUGUUCGGCUGGGGAGGGUGGUGAGGCCCAUUGCCGUGGCCACUUCCUGUGCCAGCCCAGGGACCCCCUGCCUCGCGUCGGGCUGGGGCACCACAUCCAGCCCCAUUGCCAGGUACCCCAACUCCCUGCAGUGUGUGAACAUCAACAUCUUCUCGGAUCAGGAGUGUCGGCGGGCUUAUCCCGGAGCCAUCACUGCUGGCAUGGUCUGUGCAGGUGUCCCCCAAGGGGGGAAGGACUCUUGUCAGGGUGACUCCGGGGGACCUCUGGUGUGCAAAGGAGAGCUCCAGGGCCUCGUUUCAUGGGGGAUGGAGCAUUGUGCCCUGCCCGGCUACCCUGGGGUCUACACCAACCUGUGCAAGUACCAGACCUGGAUCCGGAAAACAAUACGGAGCAAAUGAUUGUUGACGUGACUUAACAGCAGCUGCCCACCUGCCUCCCCAGCCCCCUCCUCCCUCAGACCCAGGAGUCUGGGCCCCCAGCUUCUUGAUUGGGACCCCUGGCCCAGAACUCCCCUUUCCCAGAGAGGUUCCUUCAGGUUUGCUCUCCGCACCCACACAACACCAUUAUUCAGGACCCCUUAGGUACGGGACAAGAGCGUGAAAACACAAAACUAGCACCGUAUCCCAAA